AUGAAGGAAUGGGAAAAAGGGCAGGAAGAAAAAGAACAAGAAAGAAGAAAAAAAAUAAAGGUAAGAAAAAAAAUAAAAGAAAACGAAGAAAAAGCAAAAAAAAAUAAACGAAUAAAAAAAAAGCGAAGAAAAAAAAAAUCAAAAAAAAAAUCAAAAGAUGUUAAUUCUAAUAAAGAAAAAAAAAAAAAAACUAAAAAAAUUAAAAGCACAUACCUUAUCCCGGAGUUGAGCGAAA
This is a messenger RNA of Racocetra fulgida, 235 nucleotides long. NCBI's taxonomy places the organism in Eukaryota, Fungi, Glomeromycota, Glomeromycetes, Diversisporales, Gigasporaceae. The record is from the annotation of a GenBank genome assembly.